Amphimedon queenslandica is the source of this 699-nucleotide messenger RNA. Its product is annotated as leucine-rich repeat-containing protein C10orf11-like. The record is from RefSeq and is a predicted model, not a curated record. Bases 7 to 636 code for a protein of 209 amino acids. Lineage: Eukaryota; Metazoa; Porifera; Demospongiae; Haplosclerida; Niphatidae. The transcript is spliced from 4 exons.
UUAUGAAUGGUCACGUGCAUGGUGAAACUCGGUCAAGUUAGUUUGUCAAUGUCUCGGGGUAGACCUAAAAAGGAUGGCAAUCGGCCUUCAGAACCUUCGGGAAGGGUCACUUUGGCUCAUCGGGAACUGAACGAAGUCCCAAGAGAUGUGUUUUUAAGACCCUCAGAUGUGAGAAUUCUUGACAUUGGUUACAACAAUGUAACAGAUUUUUGUUUUCUUCAAAUUUUAACAAGUUUAACAUCACUUGUGUUGGAUAACAAUAGUGUCACGUCACAUACUUCAUUUCCGUAUCUCCCAAGUUUGGAAUUGUUAUGGGUUAAUGGAAACAAAAUAACUAAUCUUGCAUUAUUUAUAGACAAGAUAUCAACUCAGUUUCCGAAUUUGCGGUAUUUGUCAAUGAUGAAAAAUGAUGCUGCACCUAGUUAUUUCAAUGGGGGCACAAGGCAGCAGUAUCUUGACUACAGGUAUUACACUAUUAGUCAAAUUCCACGGUUAUGUGUUUUGGAUGACACUCCUGUUACUGAAGAAGAAAGAAAAGCUUCUGGUAAGAUAUUCGGACCACAGAGGAAAAAAACCAGAAAGCAUCAGGUCAGAAGACGAACAGAAACGACUCCACUUCUUGAAGACACUUUGUGAAGUCACAAGAUUGAUUAUAAUUGAACUUUUAUGUAUUCUUAACAAUAAAAUUUUAAUAAUAAA